CCUUGAGGGAGCUGCUGUGGCCAAAGGGUUGCUCAAAGGGAGGAGGCCCAGGGUGGUUUUUCUCAUCUCAACACAUUUCCCGAGGUGGUGCUGCAAUGGUUUGAAAGCCAGAUCUUGGUUCCUCUUAGGACAGCAGCAAAGAGGAUUCAUUGGGUGCCCCCAGAGCUCUCCAGAGCCUCAUUGGACACCAAAAGGCUGUGGCGAUCAAACAUCCCUCACCACCCUCCAGGAACGGCACAAACCCACGCCCUGCUCCUUCAUCCGGGUGGCUGACACUGAUCCUGGGACUGUUCCAGCCUAAAGCUCCUCCUGCCUGUGACCCGAGAUCCCAGCCACCCUCUGCCAUGAAAAUCCUUCCUUUCCUCCUUGUUCUCCUCUUGGUGGCAUUUCAGGGAGCUGCAGGUAGAGGCUUGGCAAGACCCAGGAGGCCUUACAUGGAGUGUGGAUAUCGUGGGACCUUCUGCCACAGGGGGAAAUGCCCUCGUGGCAACGAUUACCUGGGGUCGUGUCGUUCUGGGUAUAAUUGCUGUAGGUGGUAA
Molecule: messenger RNA, 539 nt
Organism: Cyanistes caeruleus (blue tit)
Lineage: Eukaryota; Metazoa; Chordata; Aves; Passeriformes; Paridae
Product: gallinacin-4
Source: RefSeq, a predicted model, not a curated record